AUGCCCCCAGCCCGCCCCCGGCCCCGGGUGCGGCUGCCCGGACCCCGACCCCGGGCGUCCCGCCGCGGUCUCGCCUCCGGCCGGCUCUGGCCCGACGGCACCAGCGCACCCCUGGAGAUCGUGCUGCUGGCCAAGGUGUCCACUGGCUUCCCUGGUGUGGUCCAGCUGCUGGAGUGGCUUGAGCUCCCCAACGACGUCUUGAUGGUGCUGGAGCGCCCGGAGCGGUGUCAGGACCUGCAGCAUUUCAUUCGGGCACGGGGCUUCCUGCCCGAGGAGGUGGCGCGGGAGCUGUUCCGCCAGGUGCUGGAGGCCGUGCGGCACUGCACCAGCUGUGGGGUCCUGCACAGGGACAUCAAACCAGAGAACAUCCUGGUUGACCUGGCCACCGGGCAGGCCAAAUUGAUCGACUUUGGCUAUCUCCAGCAGCGCAGCCAGCCGAGCCCCGACAGUCGAGGCCGUGUCCACCAUGCCCUGCGGAGCUGA
Haemorhous mexicanus (house finch) is the source of this 483-nucleotide messenger RNA. RefSeq names its product serine/threonine-protein kinase pim-1-like. Bases 1 to 483 code for a protein of 160 amino acids. Gene Ontology annotation, molecular function: protein serine/threonine kinase activity; ATP binding. Gene Ontology annotation, cellular component: cytoplasm. The transcript has 3 exons. Gene Ontology annotation, biological process: protein autophosphorylation. The record is from RefSeq and is a predicted model, not a curated record. Lineage: Eukaryota; Metazoa; Chordata; Aves; Passeriformes; Fringillidae.